UGUUUGUCUUUGCUUGCCCCCCUUCUCCCCUCCAUCUCUCCCUUUUCUUGCUCCUGUGCCUGCAUUGGCUCGCGAUGGGGUCCACUUCUCCUUCAGGCCUGGAGCUCACCAUGGCUGUCCCCGGCCUCAGCUCCUCCUCUGGUUCAGAGGGGUACGCCGGCAACGGGAACGGGAACGCCAUGAGGGACCUGGACAUGAACCAGCCGGCGAGCGGCGGCGAGGAGGAGGAGUUCCCGAUGGGCAGCGUGGAGGAGGACGAGGAGGAGCGCGGCGCCGGGCCCGGCGGGCCGCACCGCCCCAAGAAGCUCCGGCUCUCCAAGGAGCAGUCCCGCCUCCUGGAGGAGAGCUUCCGCCUCAACCACACCCUCACACCGAAGCAAAAGGAGGCCCUGGCUGUCAAGCUCAAGCUGCGGCCCAGGCAGGUGGAGGUCUGGUUCCAGAAUCGCAGGGCUAGGACGAAGCUGAAGCAGACGGAGAUGGAGUGCGAGUACCUGAAGCGGUGCUUCGGCUCGCUGACCGAGGAGAACCGGCGGCUGCAGCGGGAGGUGGAGGAGCUGCGCGCGCUGCGGGUGGCCCCGCCCACCGUGCUCUCCCCGCACACCCGGCAGCCGCUCCCGGCGUCCGCGCUCAGCAUGUGCCCGCGCUGCGAGCGCAUCACCGCGGCAACGGGUGCGCCCGCCGCGCGCACCCCUCGCCCGGCGGCCGCGGCGAACCCCUUCCACCCGCGGCGCCCCUCCGCGGCGUUUUAGGCGCUGGCUGUCUAGGGAAGGAGAUCAAAGCUUUGGUUAGGGCACAAGUGCCGUGUAAAUUGAUGGGUGCGGAAAAGACAGUCUAGGACGGCGUGGGCCCCCUGUAGGUGUAGGGUUUGGAGUCGCUUCCCCCGCCGUCGUCCCCGCCGCCCGUGUUCUUCUUCCAUGCCAUGCCAUGCCAUGGUUCAAAAGUUUGUAGCUUGGUCGUUUCAUCUUGACGGAUCGUCGUCGUCGUCACUUGUGUAUGGCCUUCUAGGAUAUCUGAUGGGCCGGUCCACGCUUGUUGGCCCCACCUUACAGCUUAUUCAAGGAAUCGGCCCAAAACUGAA
Molecule: messenger RNA, 1078 nt
Organism: Setaria italica (foxtail millet)
Lineage: Eukaryota; Viridiplantae; Streptophyta; Magnoliopsida; Poales; Poaceae
Product: homeobox-leucine zipper protein HOX3
Exons: 4
Coding region: 75-749 (224 amino acids)
Biological process (GO): regulation of DNA-templated transcription
Molecular function (GO): sequence-specific DNA binding; DNA-binding transcription factor activity, RNA polymerase II-specific
Source: RefSeq, a predicted model, not a curated record